Molecule: messenger RNA, 793 nt
Organism: Lynx canadensis (Canada lynx)
Lineage: Eukaryota; Metazoa; Chordata; Mammalia; Carnivora; Felidae
Gene: CB4H12orf73
Product: chromosome B4 C12orf73 homolog
Exons: 3
Coding region: 214-417 (67 amino acids)
Biological process (GO): mitochondrial respiratory chain complex III assembly
Cellular component (GO): mitochondrion
Source: RefSeq, a predicted model, not a curated record
AAAAAAAAAGAGAGACAAAGAAUAGAUAACGGCUCCGGCCCAAAGUCCCAACUCUGCCUGGUCACGUGCCCGCGCCCCCAACUUUCUGGUCCGAUGCGGCUCCCAGGCCCUGUACUUUUGGUUCCGCCCGCCGGCUGUCGGCUACUACCCUGGCGCAUUUCCGGCCGUGGUGGGACAGUCUGCGGAAAGUAGGGCACUUCGCGCCCACCGACCAUGCCCGCGGGCGUGUCCUGGGCCACCUACUUGAAAAUGUUCGCCGCCAGCCUCCUGGCCAUGUGCGCCGGGGCCGAAGUGGUGCACAGGUACUACCUGCCGGACCUGACAAUACCUGAAAUUCCACCAAAGCCUGGAGAACUCAAAACGGAGCUUUUGGGACUGAAAAAGAGACAACAUGAACCUCAAGUUUCUCAGCAAUAGAAACUUCAAAAUACAACUCUGUCAAGAACUCCGUGAAUAUUUUAAGUAUUAAACACAUCUUUUUAAAGUCUGUUGAGUCAACUGCUUGUCUUUAAACACCUAAUGCAGUGUGAACUGCAAGAGGAGGUGCUCAGGUGUUAGCUGAUGCGUUGAGAUUUUAUUACAGAUUGACCACUAUUUCUUGAAAACUACCAAAAUAUGUAUCAUCAGCUUUUUGAAUGUGAAUAGAUACUUAGUCUUGAAUAUUAUGUGAGAAAGAAUGUCUGCAGUGUUCCCUGCCCUUAUAAUUCUGGGUUAUUUCUCUGAAUAAGCUUGACUAUCAUGGCAUAAUGGGAAUUCUGAAUUAACUAUAAUAAAAGUGCCAUUGACACUGAAA